This is a messenger RNA of Monopterus albus (swamp eel), 6114 nucleotides long. RefSeq names its product calmodulin regulated spectrin-associated protein family, member 2b (gene camsap2b). Gene Ontology annotation, biological process: cytoplasmic microtubule organization; neuron projection development; negative regulation of microtubule depolymerization. The transcript has 21 exons. The record is from RefSeq and is a predicted model, not a curated record. NCBI's taxonomy places the organism in Eukaryota, Metazoa, Chordata, Actinopteri, Synbranchiformes, Synbranchidae. Gene Ontology annotation, cellular component: microtubule minus-end. Gene Ontology annotation, molecular function: spectrin binding; microtubule minus-end binding; calmodulin binding. Bases 491 to 4903 code for a protein of 1470 amino acids.
AAGCGCAGAGGAGACGCCGCGGAGACGGGAGGAGGCAGGAAAACAGUUAGGAAAGAAAAAUACCGACAUGGACUCAAACAGCCUCUUUGGGUUAUGUGUGAAGCUGUUCCCUGGUGCCAGGCUGUAGUCUUCCUCCUCUGCCACACAGCUGCUCUGUCUGACAACCUGGGGUUAAUAAUGUUAGGGAAUAGAGGAAGUCUUCAGAAUUCCUGCUUCUAAAAUUUGCUCUGCCGUUAGGAUUCAGGGACAGUCCUAAAACAUCGGAAAAUAAAAUUAAGGACGGUGCUCAUGUAACCGAGGAGCGCCUUUUGUAACUCCUCGUGCGCUCCAGCAUCAGGCCACGUUCAAAGUUUUUUUUCCCUUUUUCAUAAGAAGGGGAGAUUUUGCUGCAUUGAAUUCCUUAGGACGGGAUGUCAUCCGCAGUCGGGAGGAAUCUCUCUGGUUGAGUGAACCUCCGGCUGCAGUGUAGCGGGUUCCUGACGGAGAGAAGAUGGGAGAUGCGGCAGACGACAGAGGGAUGAGACGGACCUUCAUUGUCCCUGCCAUCAAGAGCUUCGAUCACUACGACUUCACCAGGGCCAAGAUUUCAUGCAGCCUGACGUGGCUGGUGGCCAAGGCUUUCGGCUCGGAUGAGGUACCAGAAGAGCUGGCCGAGCCUUUCUACAGGGACCAGUACAACCAGGAGCACCUGAAGCCACCGGUGGCCUGCCUGCUUCAGUCUGCAGAGCUCUACUGCCGGGCAGGAAGCCUGAUCCUCCGCAGCGAUGCUGUCAAACCUUUACUGGGACACAACGCUGUCAUCCAGGCUCUGGCUCAGAAGGGCUUGUAUGUCACCGACCAGGACCGACUGGUCACGGAGAGAGACCUGACCAGCACACCUAUACACAUGAGUUCCCAUCUGGCACUCAUAGAUACCCUGAUGAUGGCAUACACAGUGGAGAUGGUGAGUGUGGAGAGGGUGAUGUCCUGCAUCAACAGAUACUUCUCUACUGAACCCUCACACAGUGACGGACACAUCCAGGAGCUACCUUAUGACACAGAGGAUGCAGUCACCACCUGGAUCAACAAGGUGAAUGAACACCUAAGGGACAUCCUUGUAGAGGAACAGAAGCUGAGAGAGGUUUCCUUUCAGGACUCUCACACAACACACAAAGCUCGCUAUAGGAGGGAGCAUGCCCAGCAGAGGAGCACUCCAUCCCUCCCGCUGGUGGAGAACCUGCUGAAGGACAACACAGAUGGCUGCGCCCUCACCGCCCUGCUGCACUUCUACUGCUCACAGGCCAUCAGACUGGAAGGUGGGGUCAGUCUCCUGGAGGACAUGCUCUACGCACAUGCAUCCAUAAAGAGUAACUACCUGGUGUUUAUGGCUGAGCUUUUCUGGUGGUUUGAAGUGGUUAAGCCCUCAUUUGUACAGCCCAGAGUCUUCAACCCAAACGUCUGUGAGCUUGUGUCCUGUAGAAAUAUGGCUGCUUUUCCCAGUCCCGUCAAACAAAACUAUGCAGACAGACCUGACAGCCCAGAGAAUAUCCCUGCUGAAGCAGGCAUAAUUAAGAGAUCUACCUCCAUGUCCUAUGUAGAUGGUUGUGUUGGAACGUGGCCCAAAGAAAAACGCUCCUCCUCUCAGGGGAUCUCCUUUGAGAUUCCUCUGGAGGGAGACCAAAUGGUGCCACCCUGUGAAGCCCCAUCCCUCCGUGGUAUGACCCGCUCUGCCAGCAGUGACGGUCUUGGGUUCAAAGUUCACUAUGCAUCUCGAGGAGGCAUGAAGCGCCACCUCUCCCUCAUGCCCACCAGAGUAAAUGGCCAGGGCAGACACAUACCAGAGGAGGCCGAGGGCUUCACCCCACACAAACCCCUGGGGCGGAACAACACAUUCUCCAUCAAGAACCAAAGCAGGUGCUCCAAUGGAGUCCUCCCGGACAGCAACCACAGCUCCAACAAUCACCAUUGCAAUCACAGUGGCCCCAUCAGCCCGUCAACCCCUCCAAGCAUUGAGGAGGCCCUGAAGAUUAUCCAUGACACAGAAAGGCCAAACGCAAGCCUGGGCAUGGGCGACGGAGACAGUGGCUUCUUUCUCCAUGGUGCGCAGCCGUCAGAUCCUCCAGGGGUCCAAGGUCAAGGCGACGACCUAGGUUCAACUAAGGGUCAGCUGAAUGACCACGACCCCACCUCCGUGUCCACUGAUGAAGUUGACACUGGCAUCCAAGUGAGGACUGAGGACAUCCAGAGCUUGGAUGAGGACUCCUCUUCUCUUAGAGACUAUUCAGAUAUGGACCCAGACUGUGAGGCCAUGACCAGGUCAUGCCCUCUGCCUGACCGUCCAGAGAAGGGGGAAAACAGGGAAGGAGGACACAAAGGGGUCGGUGACACUAACCUUCAAUGUGAGAGGGGAGAUGGAGGUGACAGGAGCAGUCCCUAUCCCAGUUCAGCACCCACACUCCACAGAUCUCACACUGUCAGCCCCGUCUCAUCCUCUGGUGGCUCUGGAGGAGGCAUGGUGCGGAUGACAAGCUUUGCAGAGCAGAAGUUCAGGAAAUUAGAGGGGAAGAGUAGUGGAGGAACCACACCAGAGAGUUCAGACCUCAGCGUGCCAUAUGCACACCCCAGAAAUACCACUUCUCAGAUCUCUUCACCUCCUUUGCCAAUCACAUCUCCAACUCCUGCAGUGCCAACCCCAAGAGACCCCUCCCACCUUAUAGCCUCAGAGAUGAUUCAGCUGAGAAUGAAGCUAGAAGAAAAACGCAGAGCCAUUGAGGCCCAGAAGAAGAAGGUGGAAGCAGCUUUUACCCGCCAUCGCCAGAGGAUGGGCAGAACAGCCUUUCUGAAUGUAGUGAAAAGAAAAGGAGUCACUUCUCCCCUCAGCUCAAGCUCAGGGGGAGCAGAAACCCCCUCCCCAGAGGUACUCACAUCCUCUAAGGAAACUAGCCAGGGCAGCAUAGAGCGGGCAGAGAGAUGCAAACCAGAUGGAGCUGCCCCCAAAUCUCCCUGUGAGGAUGGUGGAGGUGUGGCUCCAGGAGAAAUCGACCUUGCAGAAUACACACGCUCCAUUGAGAGGCUGAACACGUCACUGGGCUUCCUGCAGACAGAGAUGCAGCGUUUGGCCCAGCAGCAGGAGAAGAUCAUGGCCAUGAGAGAGCAGCAGCAGCAAGCCUGGGUCAUUCCUCCACCUGCUCCAUCUCCACACAGGCAGCUCCGUGAGUUGCGUAGCAGUAGUGUAACAGGCCGGGGAUCAGGCCAAGGCUCUGUGGGGUCGCUGUCCCCCAUCCUGUCUUCGUCCGGGUCUCCUCGUGACCCCAAUCACUCCCCUGCUGGCAUCAAGCGGAGACCAGCCUCCUUCCAUGCCAGGACACCUCGGACUCCACGACCAAAUGACCUGAAGGUCACUCCCUUCAGCCGAAUGCUAAACACCCCGACCUCAGUGGACAGCCUACCCAGACUGAGACGUUUCACCACCAGUCAAACCCAGCUCAGCUCUUUUGCCUACUUGAGUCAUGAUGAGGGGCCUGGGGAAAACAAGAACCAAGAGGCCAAGAACAACAAAGAAAAGAGUAAAGACAAAGAAGAGACAGUGGCAAAGAAGAGUGCUGGCACUCCUCAGCCUCCCACUAAAGAAGCAGCAAAAGAGAAGGAUUAUCAGCAGCGACAGGGGGAGAGGAGAGAGGCAGAGCAGGCUCAGUCGAAGGCUGAAGUCAAACAGUCAAGGACAUCACAGAUGUUGUGUCAGCCAGUGUCUGAGAUCCAAGGGCCCACUGGCAGCAGGCUCAAAGGAGACCCCCAGGACAGGAGAGACUUGGUGGAGGUGCCUCUGUCUGGGUUUAAGCCUCCAGAUGGUGGCAGUGAGGAGACAACUAUAGAAGAAGAAGCUGGAGGUGACACUUGUGGAGAAGACCAAAAGAUGUGCUGUGGAUUCUUCUUCAAGGAUGAUGUGAAAGGGGAAGAGGACAUGGCAGCAAAGAAAGCAGCGCUGCUAGAGAAGAGGCUGAGAAGGGAGAAGGAGGCUCAGGAAAGGAAACAACAGCAGGAGCUCGACCAGGAGCAUAAGAGAGAAGCUGCACGGUUGAAAGCAGAGGAGGAGCAGCAGAAGAAGGAUGAAGAAAAAGCGAGGAAGGAAUACAUCAGGAAUGAGUAUUUGAGGAGGAAGCAGCUCAAGCUGAUGGAGGACAUGAAUGAAGUCAUCAAGCCUCGAUCUGGAAGUCUCAAGAAGAAGCCACGUCCCAAGUCCAUCCACAGGGACCUCACAGAGUUGUCUACUCCUCCUGUCAGAGCAACAGGGGUGCAUCCUCGAGGCUUCUCAGUAUCUAGUGUUUCUUUGGCAUCGCUCAGUCUUGCUGACAAUGACAGAGACCAGCCAAAUAACAGGAAGAACAACAGGCCAGACUCUGCAGAAGGCUUUUCUUCUUGUCCUUCGGCUGGUAGUCGUAACGGAGAGAAGGACUGGGAAAAUGAUUCUACUACCUCCUCCACUCCCUCCAACACUGAAUACACAGGACCCAAACUAUACAAGGAGCCCAGCGCCAAGUCUAACAAACACAUCAUCCAGAAUGCCCUGGCUCACUGUUGCCUCGCUGGCAAGGUCAACGAAGGGCAGAAAAACAAGAUACUUGAUGAAAUGGAAAAAUCUGAAGCCAAUAACUUCCUCGUGUUGUUCCGUGAUGCCGGAUGCCAGUUCAGGUCUGUGUAUACUUACUGUCCCGAGACCGAGGAGAUCACCAAGCUGGCUGGCAUCGGGCCAAGAAGCAUCAAGACUAAGAUGAUUGAGGGCCUGUAUAAGUACAACUCAGACAGGAAGCAGUUCAGCCAGAUCCCAGCCAAAACCAUGUCCGCCAGUGUGGAUGCCAUCACCAUUGCCAGCCAUUUAUGGCAGACUAAGAAGCAGGGGACACCCAAAAAACUCCAGCCUAAGUAGUGCCAGAUGGUCAUGCAACAUUUGGACAGGCUUCUCUGGAAUGAAUACAGACAAAUUAAUGGAUUUUACUUUUGUAUUAAAGGGAUACAAGGUCUCCCUGGUAAAAACUACAACUGGAAUGUUGAACACAAGUUGGCCUCACAGAUGUUGUUGUUACAGUACAGAGCUGACUGUUACGCUCUGGACUACUUAAAUGAGGCACAAGUGUGUACUUGUCAGCAUGUAAAUCUAUGUUUUUGUGUGCCAAAAAAAAAAGAAGAAGAUAAAAGGUGGACCAAUGCCUUACCUAGGUGAACCACUGAAGCACUGAAUGUCACUCCUCUAAAAGAGGCAGUUUGGUUUCUCUUUGUUGAUCAUGUGUGGCCUUAUGCUUGUUUUGUGUCAUAUGGAUGUGCUGUGAGUGUUGGUGUCAUUUUGUCAGCAACUGUUGAAAAAGUCUGUUGUGGUAUAGGAGAGGUUGUGCAUACACAGGUCUGGGGUCAGAUUACACUCCCUCCAGGUAUGUUUAAAGGGUGGUCUGUCUGAUCUGUGAUCAGGUAGAAGCAGCAUUUUUAUGAGUUUUGCUGCUAUACAGGCAUGUUUUUUUUAUGACUGAAAAACCUAUAAACAGUUCAAAUUUGUGUAUGUGUGCGUAUAGUGAAGUGCCAAGAAGAGUGAGGAAAAUACCUCAUCUGGUGAUUGCAGUUACUUUCCAAAAGUGUGUAGUUGUGAAACAAAUGUAGUAUCAUCGAACAGCUCUGGAAAGCACCUGCAAUAGAUUCUUAAUUUAUUUCAUUUUGAUAAUGCUUUGAAGAUAUUUUAAACAAAACCAUCUCAGAUUUUACUCAAGAAACAUAAUAUACGAUACAUAUGUAAGUUAAAUUACUUUGUAUAUAAUGGCAGUUUCAUUCCAAAUGAACAAGUCACCCUGUAGUAGCUUUUGAGUAGCUUUUAUAAUUUAUCAUGUUUGUGUAUCUGUAUGUUGUCUUUUGGGGCCUUUUAUUGUGCUACUAAUGCAAAGAGUGUGAUCACUCAACACUGAUAAAACUAUCAUUAGUAGUAGAACAGACAGAAAACCCACACUGUGUCAUCAGUCUGUGAUUUAGAGUAAAAUAGAGUAAUUUGAAGAGUCUUCAUGGAUCAUGCAGCAGUAGGAACCACUGACUGUAUAUAGGAUGGACAGCUCCCAGAAGUGAAGCCACCUGGUGGCUGGUUGCAGUAUAGGUCAUAAA